CGCUGAACUGUCAGCAGCUUCAGCGAGUAUAGAGCCGCAUAACCCUUAGGACUGUUCACUCACAGCUCUUAUGAUGUACUCUCACAACUUGUCCGAUGAGACAGCUAACGUUGACUGAGUUUACUUUCAAGAAAGCCGCAGGAGAAACUUUUACUGAUAGUUGUUUUCGUGGUAACGAACAUUUACGGAAGAAAAAAGAAAACAGCAGCGUGCGAUGGAUGCCUCAAAAUUGGCUCUAUUUGUUUCAACACUGAGCUCCAUGUUUUCUGCUAACAAACUGCUGGAUGACAAUCAGUCAGGCUUCAAAAGUGGACACUCCACCGAGACUGCCAUGCUGUCUGUCACUGAGUCACUGAGACAGGCGAAAGCUGAAUCGAGGUCAUCCAUCCUGAUUCUGCUGGACCUUUCUGCAGCCUUUGACACAGUCAACCAUCAGAUCUUACUCUCUACCCUCUCCUCGCUGGGCAUCACAGGAAAUGUCCUUGACUAGUUUAAUUCCUAUCUCUCAGGUUGGUGCUGUUCAGGUGUGUGACGUAGUAAAUGAGAUUGAGCUGGCAAGAGAGAGAUGUGAAAAUAAAACUACAGGAAACUUCACAUCAGGAUGCCAAGGAAUGUGGGACAUGAUUGCAUGCUGGCCAUCAGCCAAAGUUGGGGAACAUGUGGUGAUUCCUUGUCCAUAUUAUUUCAGACACUUCUCGGACCACCAUGAGGGUAACCUUUCCAAGACUUGCACUGCAGAUGGCUGGACUGAGAUGCACCCCAUGACGAUUGCAGUGAAUUGUGGAUAUAACCUUAACAGCACUUUUGAUGAUGAUAGUUUCUUUAGGUCGGUGAAGAUUGGCUACACCAUCGGCCACAGUGCUUCCCUCAUUUCACUUACUACUGCAAUUGUAAUUCUUUGUAUAUUCAGGAAACUACACUGCACACGAAACUACAUCCACAUACACCUGUUUGUAUCCUUCAUCUUGAAAGCCAUCGCAGUCUUCGUUAAAGAUGUGGUCCUGUAUGAUGUUAUUCAGGAGUCUGACAACUGCUCCACUGGAUCUGUUGGCUGCAAAGCUGUGAUCAUCUUCUUCCAGUAUUGCAUUAUGGCCAGCUUCUUCUGGCUCCUAGUGGAAGGUCUCUAUCUUCAUGCUCUAUUGGCGGUUUCCUUCUCAGAGAGGAAGUACUUCUGGUGGUACAUUCUGAUUGGUUGGGGAGGCCCAACGAUUUUCAUCAUGGCUUGGAGCUUUGCCAAGGCUUACUUCAACGAUGUCGGAUGCUGGGAUAUAAUUGAGAACUCUGACUCAUUCUGGUGGAUUAUCAAAACCCCAAUAUUAGCCUCAAUUCUGAUGAACUUCAUCCUGUUCAUUUGUAUCAUUCGGAUACUGCGGCAGAAGAUCAACUGUCCUGACAUCGGGAGAAAUGAAUCAAACCAAUAUUCGAGACUGGCAAAGUCCACUCUGUUGUUGAUUCCACUUUUUGGGAUAAAUUUCAUCAUAUUUGCUUUCAUUCCAGAGAACAUAAAAACCGAGCUAAGGCUUGUGUUCGACCUUAUUCUUGGGUCAUUUCAGGGUUUUGUGGUUGCUGUACUGUACUGUUUUCUAAAUGGAGAGGUCCAAGCUGAGAUCAAGAGGAAAUGGAGGCGAUGGCACCUCGAAAGGUUUAUGGGUCCUGACACCAAGUACCAGCACCCAUCCAUGGGAAGCAACGGCAACAACUUCAGCACACAGAUCUCCAUGCUGACUCGCUGCAGCCCCAAUACUCGCCGUGCAUCAGCAUGCAAUGACGAGUCAUCCAUAACAGUCUAACUUAACAUCUACACAGCAGAACAAUGAUGUAUAACAUGUUUUACUCAUAGAGAUGGACUUGCAGCCAGUUCACAUUGUGGGAAGUCCUGGAAAGCAACUCAGAUGAAUAGUUCAAACUGGGUCACCGCCUUAUAAAGGUCAUAUUCAGUUUGGAAUGUGGUCUCUCAUGUCUUUGUGUGCAGAUGAAGUGUAAAAUAAUUAUGUGCAGUCACAUAUGAUAGAACAUAAAAAGGGAAUUUACAUUUGUAAAAAAAAUAUUAAUGCUACAGCUGGGACGUGUCACAAAGAUAAUACUAAUAUAUAUAAAGAUUUAAAGCCUCACAUCACUGCCCCACAUUGUCUGAUGUCUUAUAUUUUUAUUUCAAACGUGUGAAUAGCCAUAUUACCUCUCAUCCGUCACAAAGAAUGUAUAUUCUUAUGAAUCUUAAAUCUACAAAAAUGCUAUUGUAAUUUUCUUUAUAAAAGAUGUGUACUUUGUGAACUGUGUAUAAGUGCAGAUAGGAAAAGGUGCAUUUUGUUGUACAGGCUUUUCAGGUUUUGGUACGACGUGUACAUAUGCUGUUUCGUGUACAUUAAUUUACGUAAUGCUUAAUGUGUCGGUGCACAGCAGAAGACCUGGAUAUUGCAUUGCAUAUAUGAACUCUGUGUCUCUGUGCUGUGAAAGUGAGUAGUAUUGUCAAUACCACAUACAACACAUCCAAAGUAAUACUGUACAUAUACAGUAAUAAAUUCACAAUAAAAGCAUGACCCAAAUUCUUCACUAAUGUGUACACAUAAAGUCACUGAAUAUUUUUGUAUCCACAUUGAAACAAGCUUGAUACAUGGGAUAUGUAUUUUUGUAACAUUUUGGAUAAUUUUUCAUUGCUGUUUUAAUGUUCAUGUGAUCAACCAUUUUAAAUAAACAACCUGA
Myxocyprinus asiaticus (Chinese sucker) is the source of this 2700-nucleotide messenger RNA. Its product is annotated as vasoactive intestinal polypeptide receptor. Gene Ontology annotation, biological process: adenylate cyclase-modulating G protein-coupled receptor signaling pathway; cell surface receptor signaling pathway. NCBI's taxonomy places the organism in Eukaryota, Metazoa, Chordata, Actinopteri, Cypriniformes, Catostomidae. The coding region runs from base 477 to 1790 and encodes 437 amino acids. The record is from RefSeq and is a predicted model, not a curated record. The transcript is spliced from 15 exons. Gene Ontology annotation, cellular component: plasma membrane. Gene Ontology annotation, molecular function: peptide hormone binding; G protein-coupled peptide receptor activity; vasoactive intestinal polypeptide receptor activity.